AUGACCACCAAACCUUAUCAGAUAACUGUCCUUGGCGCUACAGGAUGGACAGCCACAAUAUGUGCAGAACACAUAGCCAAAACAUUCCCAGCUGACGCAAAAUGGUGCAUCGCUGGUCGUUCGGCUGUCAAACUUCAAGCUUUACGCCAAAGUCUGCGGGCGAUUGACCAAGACCGACUGGAGCCGACCAUAUACGUUAUUCCGCAACUCGAUGCACAAGGCCUCGACCCUGUCAUCAAGGAGACCAGUGUUCUCAUCAACGGCAUCGGACCUUAUCACAAAUAUGGGGCUCCGGUGGUAGAGUCUUGUGCCCGGAAUGGCACACAUUAUGUCGACUUUAGUACUGAGACCAUGUGGAUAUCCGAGAUGAUUCGAGACUACCAUGUAGUGGCUCAAGCAUCAGGUGCAAUUAUUAUCCCUGCUAUCUCAGGAUCCAGCGCCCCAUCUGAUCUCAUGGCAUGGCUCGUUGUUCGCCAGAUUCGAGACCAGGGCUUGCCAGCACCGCAUGAAGUCGUCUGUUCAGGAAAGCUCAACAUGCUUGGUAUGCAAGGAGUAAAAGUAGGGCAUGGGCUAUUUGGGCAUCGCUACGAUCGACACCUUGGGCAUCUUGCAAUGUCUUUCGUAGCCUGGGGCAAUGAAUCCGUCGUCCAUCGUUCAGCAGCCUUCGACCAGAAGACAUACGGGCAACACUUCGUAUUUAGAGAGUAUAUACCAUCUACAGGCUUCAUCUCCGCUGUAAUGGCCUACAUACUUACAAAACUGGGCAUCGUCCUCGUAGCUGUUCCGUGGUUCAGGUCGUUCAUCCGCACAAAGUCUUUUGAUCGCGGUACGGGCCCCGACCGAACUGAAAGUCGCAAGGCCGAGAGUGCAGAAUGGAAGGCAGCCGGCUAUGUCAAAGGCACAAAGGACCCAGUGGCAAUUGCCAGGUUCCAUUACGAUGGUGCGCUGGUGGAUAUGGCAGCAAUCCUUGCCGUGGAAGCUGCCGGAGCGAUUAAUGAUAUUCUCAGAACUGAAACAAGUGGCUAUUUGCAGGCCGGUAUUGUGACGCCAUCGACCUUGGGCACACCAUUUGUAAGCCGCCUCCAAGUAGUUGGCUUUGAGGUGGAGGUGCACGGUGAUAAUGGUCACCUACAAAAGCCUGUUAUGAUGUAG
Fusarium sp. VM40 is the source of this 1152-nucleotide messenger RNA. NCBI's taxonomy places the organism in Eukaryota, Fungi, Ascomycota, Sordariomycetes, Hypocreales, Nectriaceae. The record is from the annotation of a GenBank genome assembly.